Molecule: messenger RNA, 3733 nt
Organism: Vespa velutina
Lineage: Eukaryota; Metazoa; Arthropoda; Insecta; Hymenoptera; Vespidae
Gene: Hakai
Product: E3 ubiquitin-protein ligase Hakai
Exons: 5
Coding region: 159-1445 (428 amino acids)
Biological process (GO): regulation of cell adhesion; protein ubiquitination
Molecular function (GO): ubiquitin protein ligase activity
Source: RefSeq, a predicted model, not a curated record
AAGUAUAGUAUCGUUUCCAUGGAAACGGUAAGAGUACGUCACAUGGAUCAACUCAUUGAAGAACGUAGCAGUGUAUUAUAUAUGAGAUGACGGAAUGUAAUGAAAAAAAUAACGUACUGAAUAUAAAUAUUUUGUAGAAGAAAAUACGUUUCUAUUUGAUGGAGGAAGAUGGCGGUAAAAGAAUGAGAGGCAGAGCUCGAGGUAGAGCCCGUGGUCGUGCUCGUGGCAGGACUAGAGGAAGAACAAAGAAACAAGUUAAAGUAAUUGAAAGCGAUGAAGAAGAUACACCCCAACAAACAGAAGAAACUCCAGCAGAAGUUACAACUGGUGAACCAGAGGAACAUGAACCGCCACCAUUGCAGCAAGCUCCUUUGGAGCAACAAUUCGAUUUGGAAGCGGAUAUAUCACAACUGGAAGCACCAACUUUUACAACCAUUAAUAGAGGACCUCCUGAACCAAUGUUACGUUUAAGAUGGGACCAUCGUGUUAAUCUCAUUGGUGAAAAAGUUCUUAAUCCUAUGAUACAUUGUUGCGACAAGUGUCUGAAACCUAUUCUUAUUUAUGGACGUAUGAUACCUUGUAAACAUGUAUUUUGUUUAUCUUGUGCCAAACGAGAAGAUAAAGUUUGCCCACGUUGUAUGGAAAAAGUUUCCAGAGUAGAACAAACAGGUUUGGGUACUGUAUUCAUGUGUACUCAUGGAGGAACAAGGUAUGGAAAUGCUGGUUGUAGAAGAACAUAUCUUAGUCAACGAGAUUUGCAGGCACAUAUUAAUCAUCGACAUAUAUCUGCUCCUCCACAACCGGUUCAGGGAAUGCAAGUUGAACCUCCCCAAUACGUGCAUUCUAAAUCAGAUAUCGAAUCACAAUUGUCUAAAGUGUCUUCUGUUUCAAUGCAGAAUACACGAAUAAAGUCAGUGCAAUCUCACAUGGUGCAACCCAUUAUGGGAAAUGAUCCAAGAGUGAACUCAAUGGUGAACCAACAAUCUGUGGAACAUAGGCAGCAACAUAGACCUCAAACAAUCAUAUCUAUGCAAAAUUAUCCACAAAAUUCUGCACCACCUCCUCCAAGUAAUGGACCUAUGCGAACUAAUCUCAUAACUGUACCUAUUCAAGAUACUACUAUGACGACACAUGAAAUUCAUUCGCAACAAGGUCAUCAUUAUUAUCCUCCUCCACCUCCACAAGUGAAUUAUGGAACAUACAAUGUUCCACCACCUGUUUCACAGACACAGCAAUAUUACCCACAAGCUCAACAUCCAACACAAGUAUCUUAUGUGCCACAACCUCCAUCUCAGCAGCAAUAUGUAUCUUCCGCUCCAACUUCAAUAAGGCCAUCCCCUACAGGAUAUAUACAAGAUCCACAAUAUGGUCCACCACCACCACAACAACCACCACCACCACCACAACCUCAGUGGUCACAACAUCAGCAACAAUUUUAUAGAUAAGAAUUAAUGAUACUAUUUAGUGAUCAUUGUGAAAACUGCAUUAAGGUGUUGUGAUAAAACUAACAUGGAUAAUAUACAGCGAAUUGUAUAAACUUAUUGCCAAUGUGAAUUUCAUUGGCUUUUAGGAAAAAAUAAUCUUGAAAUAUUUUAUACUUUUUAAGAGUAUAUAUAAUAUAACCAUGAUAUAAAGCUACUAAAAUUAUGGCUCUAUAGCAAUAAAAAAAUGUUUUAAUUAUACAAAUAAUUUGUUUUAAUACCUGCUACUAUAUUUUUCAUGAUGAAAUAUUUUAUUACAUCAUAAAAAUCAUUUUUCGUUUAAUAUGUUUUACUAUUUAAGUAUUGAUGCAAACCUUACAACGUACACGUGAUAUAGCAAUAAUUUUAUAAACAAAAGGAAAAUUUUUUCGUUUUUUAAAAAAUAAAUUUUUCUUAACAUGAUUCUAUAAAUACAUGCACAUAUAUAAGUAGAAUUCAAAGUAUGAAACUGAUUUUUUUGUUUUUAGACUUUAAUAUUGAUAGGAUUUUAACUGUUAUAACUUAUGUACAAAACUAACUAUAUAUAACAUGUAUAUAUAUAAUGUGUAAUAAUGAUUAUUACAUUAUUUUCUUAAAAUAUACCCAACGACUUUAACAAAUGUUCAUUCAUACUUAUAAUUUUAGCCUUUCAUAUUUCAACAGUAGCUAUACCUUCAAUAAUAAAUAUUAAUUGACUAAAGAGUUUUUAAAAUAGAAUUACUUAAAAAAUGUGUUGUGAAAAUUAAGUGAAAGGCUAAGAUUAUAAAAAACAUUCAUACAUUGACAGAAUGUUUUCACAUCAUACAUAAAAAUAGUUUUGAACCAUAUUCUAUCACACAAUCGUAUGUAUAACCACUGCUUCUUUUCAAUGUCUUGUUCCCAUCUCAUUACAUGUCGUAUUUUAUGUAUUUACAACUCAUUCGAUUUAUUUACAUCAGUCCAUCAAGAUAGUUUUUCCCUUUUUUUAAAUUACAUCAUGACUUUUCUAUCUUCACAAUCUGUUUAUGUAUUGUGUAUUUUUUUAGAGUAGUUACUUUAUCUGUAAUAAUCAUUGCAGUAUUAGCUGCAUUUGAUAUUAAGCAAUAUAGAAGUCCCUCAUUUUACUUCAACAUACAAAGAUUUGGAAUGUAUGUAAUACAUGCAUGUGCAAUAACAUAUUAAUAUGAUGAUUGUGAAUCUAAUAAUAAUCAAAUUACUUGAUAUCUCAAAUAUUAAUUUUUCAAGGUUUUCAUUAUCGAAAUAUGAAAUUCAACAUAGAUUCUACCAUCAAAGAUAAUUGUUGCAAAAAAGAUUCUAAUGAUAUUAUAUCAAUGAAAAGAUAAUAUAAAAAAGAAACUAUCAUAAUAUACUUAUGCAUGUUAAUUUGAUCACAAGUAUUUAUAUAGUGUGUCUCAAUUAAGUUGAAUAUCAAAAUUAUUUCUGCCACUAUAGAAAGUAAGAAAAAAUGACUAAGAAAAGUUUAUGUGGAUUUAGGACGUGCAUCUGGUGAUAACAAAAAAUAUCCUUUCAAAAUCAUUUUGAAUGCCAUUUCAAAAUCAUUGUCGUUUUUUUUUUCAUAUUAACCAAUUCUUGUGAAUUUUUUUUUUACUUAAGAUCAUUCAAUUCAUCUAAAUGUCACAUUAUAAAAAAAACAGAUGUUAAUAUGCAAAUUAUAUAAACUUCUAUUAAUUAUUUUUUCUUAAUUUCAAUAGCAGCAGAAAUAAUUUAGAUAUUUAACUUAAUUGAGACAUCCUAUGUAUCAUGAAUGAGCUGUAAAUUAUAUAAGAUAUUAUUUACUCGAAAACUAUGCUACUGAUUUCAAUGUGUAUAUGUUCUUUGUAUUGCCAGUCUAAUUUAUUGAAAAUAUUUUCUCAAUUGUGGUAGUAAAAAGUUUACCAUUUAAAAAAUUUGUAUCUUUCUUUAUGUCUGAAGGUGUAUCUAAUGGGAAUGUCCGACUGUUGUACUGGAAGCCAUUUUUCAUUUUCAUCAUUUAUCAAUCUUCCAGUGGUUUUCUAUUAAACUUUAGACGGAACAGCAUUAUAAAGCUACGAGGUUAUUUCCUCGCAAAACAUUUAAAUUAUUGUAUUAUUUAUCAACAGUCGCUGAUUAUGUAAAUAGAUUCCAUAAUCUUUAGCAACGAAGAUCAUGGUUUCUGUUGGAAAACAGCAUCACAAGUUUCACAGAGAUAUAUCUAAUACUUCCUAUUUUUUAAGAAUCUUCUAAAGAUCAUUAUGUUUUAAUAUAUAUAAUAUGGCAUUAUAUCUAACAACAUUAUAUAUACCUCAAGUUUUAUU